Messenger RNA from Puntigrus tetrazona (Sumatra barb), 4523 nucleotides. It is a transcript of the gene rimbp2a, whose product is annotated as RIMS binding protein 2a. Gene Ontology annotation, molecular function: protein binding. NCBI's taxonomy places the organism in Eukaryota, Metazoa, Chordata, Actinopteri, Cypriniformes, Cyprinidae. Gene Ontology annotation, biological process: neuromuscular synaptic transmission. The record is from RefSeq and is a predicted model, not a curated record.
AGAACCUUGAGAGCAGGUCCUGAAGCAUAUGCGAGAGGCUGCAGAUCGGCGGCAGCAACUGGAGGCAGAGCAUGAGCAGGCCUUGGCUUUCCUCAACUCCAGACAGCAGGAGAUCAACCUUCUGCAGAAGGUUCAGGCUGAAGCUGAAAAAGAGCACGAAGAAGUGGUGCAUUUGCUAGAGGUCAAGGUUCAUGACUUAGAGCAGAAAUGCCGGACACAGAGUGAGCAGUGCAAUUUUUUGUCGAAAGAGCUGGAGAAAUAUCACCUGGGGUCAGACGUGGAGGAUACACUCAACACUGACUCACAGGAGAAAAACUUGUGCAACAGUUACAAAAGCCUGCAGCGCCAGGUCGAAAAAAGUGAUGAGAGAUCUGACGGAUCUCCACUGGUCUCAGAACUGCCCAUAGUACAGCAACACAAGAGAGACAAGCCGGAGCAGCUGUCGGUCAAACCCACCGUUCAAACCCAGAGUCGCUCCAGCAGCCCCAUGCAAGCAUCCUCUCAGAGGUUUAUGGAUGAUGAAGUGAGCCCAGCUCCGAGGACCAAGACAAGAUACACAGGCCAGGUCCGUCUCUGCACUGCCCGAUACAGUUAUAAUCCCUAUGAUGGACCAAACGAGCAUCCAGAAGCAGAGCUCCCUCUUGUGGCAGGGAAGUAUUUGUACGUAUAUGGAAACAUGGACGAUGAUGGAUUUUAUGAAGGAGAGCUAUUGGAUGGCCAGCGUGGCCUGGUUCCCUCUAAUUUUGUGGAGUUUGUCCAGGACAAGGAAAAGCCAUCUAUCGAGGGUGGAGAGGAGCAGGGCAGGCUGGAGCAGAGCUGUCUGAGCCUGGUGACCAUAGAUGGAGGCGCUCCUCUCGACAGCCUUAGCACUGAUGCCCUCGGUCACUGCAGCAAUGGGACAGGCGCUCUGGAUGGAGAGGAACUGAGUGAUGACAUCGUGCCUUACCCCAGGAAGAUCAACCUGAUCAAACAGCUGGCGAGAAGUGUGAUAGUGGCCUGGGAAGCGCCUCAAGUGCCCCUCGGCUGGGGCAACAUCAACGGCUACAAUAUCUUAGUGGAUGGGGAAGUACGCUCCUCUGUGCCGUUUGGAGGGAGGACCAAACUGCUUCUCGAAAAGCUGGACCUGGCUGCCUGCACAUACCGCGUGUCAGUACAGAGCGUGACGGACAGGGGGCUCUCUGAUGAGUUGCGCUGCACCUUGCUGGUGGGCCGCAAUGUUGUGGUGGCGCCCACCGGUUUGCGCAUGGAUGAUAUUUUACGUGACGCUGCUGAGCUUUCGUGGCUGCCCAGUAAUAGUAACUACGCCCAUGUUGUGUAUUUAGAUGGCGUGGAGCACGCUGUGGUGAAGCCAUGCUCUUACAAACUGCGUUUUGUAAACCUGAAGGCCGCCACAGUGUAUAAAGUAAAAGUGUUGGCCAAACCUCACCAGGUACCCUGGCACAUGCCUCUGGAACAGAGAGAGAAAAGAGAGGCUGGAGUGGAGUUCUGUACCCAAGCUGCAGGACCCCCUCUGCCUCCUCAAGAAGUCCAGGUCCAGUGUGGACAAGCCCCAGGAGUCCUCCAAGUUCGUUGGAAGCCCCCUCCAAUGACACCCAUGGGAACCUCCAAUGGUGCAAAUGUCAUUGGCUACGCAGUCUGCACUAAGGGUCAGAGGAUUGCUGAGGUGUUGUAUCCACUGGCAGAUUAUGCCGCAGUAGAACUGAACCGUCUCCAGUGCUUGGAGGCCCAUGAGGUUAUUGUCAGGACUUUAUCAGCACAAGGGGAAUCUCAAGACUCCCAUGCCGCCGUCAUUCCAAACCACCUGCUGGUGCCUCUUCCUAAAACCCUUCCUCCCUCUCACCACAUGCAAUCAUCUCUCCCACCCCAACAGUCCCAACCAAUGCCUCCUCAUCCCCAAAUUCGGACCCUUCCUCCUCACCCUGGACCACAACAACCCACCCAUCUCCAACCCCUUCCGUGCCCCAACCAGCCCCCAUCUCAUCUCCAUCCCCAUCGUAUGCCCCAUCCCACACAACCCUCACCCCACCUCCAGCCUUUACCACCACACCCCAUCCCUCAACCCCAGCCCACCAUCCCAAUGCCCCAGCCUCAGACAUCCAUGCCCAUGCCCCAACCCCAGCCACCCAUGCCUAUGCCUCAGCCCCAACAGCCCAUGGCCAUGCCUCAACCCCAACCGGCCAUCCCCAUGCUUCAACCCCAACCAACAAUCCCAAUGCCCCAGCCUCACAUUCCCCAACUACCCCUUCCCCAGUCCCAAAGACCACUAAGUGCCAGAGAACUGGAAACCAAAGAGCCAGGGCCAGGAAUGCAUCAUCAUGGAGGAGGCCCACCUCAGCCAUGGGAGCCUGGCUGCUCCCCAUCAGGCAUGCCCACAGGCCUGCCACAUGGACACACCCUGGAUGCUCCGGCCUGCCCAAACCUGCUCCCAUCACCUCAAAGGAUCCUUCCCCAACCCAGGGGUACACUCAUUCCUGACACUGUGGCCAAGGCUAUUGCCCGAGAGGCAGCCCAAAGAGUGGCUGCAGAAAGUGGACGGAUUUCUGAAAGUACUUUAAUAUAUUUAGAUGGAGAGGAGAAGCCAGGGUUUCACUCUCAAAAUUCAGAUGAGGAAGAGGAUGAGGAAAGCUAUCAGGCCCGCAGAAGAGGAGCAUCUGUGGAUGACUUCCUCAGGGGCUCAGAGCUGGGCAGGCAGUCUCAUUACAGUCACAGCGAAGAGUAUCAUACAGAGAGCAGUCGAGGCUCGGACCUCUCGGAUAUCAUGGAAGAAGACGAGGAGGAGUUGUAUUCUGAAAUGCAGCACGAAGAAGGCAGGCGACGAAACUCCCACAAUGCACCCAAGACCGGAGGCAGCACUCCAUCUUCGAGUCAGCUGGAUCGGGAAUCAUACCGGAAGCCAUCUCACAGAGGUCCUCAACCUCAGCGCCGACCCCUCACGGUCCCAUCCAUUGAGAUAACCACUGAGAGUAACAGUGGGAACCUCUCUCCGGUCAAGGAGGAUGUUUACUAUGGCAGUGUAGCGCGACACAGGACAUGGUCCUCCCGAAGGCACGGGGGACGCAGGCCUCCUUAUGGUACAUGGAUACCGGAACGGCCGCGCUCUCCCCCUUAUUAUGAUGAAUCUGAGCAAGAGGACCCGUUUCGAGUCUUUGUGGCACUCUUUGACUAUGACCCUCUCUCCAUGUCCCCUAACCCUGAUGCAGCUGAUGAGGAGCUCCCUUUUAAAGAGGGACAGAUAAUCAAGGUGUAUGGGGAUAAGGAUAAUGAUGGCUUUUAUCGUGGAGAGAUCCGUGGCAGGUCUGGACUUAUUCCCUGUAACAUGGUGUCGGAAAUCCGUGCUGAGGAUGAUGAAACUAUGGAGCAGCUCAUGAAACAGGGAUUCCUCCCUCUCAACACUCCUGUAGACAGAAUAGAACAAAAUAGGAGAGGUCGCCACCCAGUGGCCACAAGACGAAUGGUUGCCCUGUACGACUACGACCCCAGAGAGAGCUCCCCAAACGUGGACGUUGAGGCUGAACUGACUUUCUGUGCUGGCGAUAUCAUUGCUGUUUUUGGGGAUAUAGAUGAAGACGGCUUCUAUUACGGUGAGCUUAAUGGACAUCGGGGCUUGGUUCCAUCCAAUUUUCUCGAAGAAGUGCCUGAUGACGUGGAGGUCUAUCUGACGGACACUCCCUCUCACCACGGUCAGGACGAGUCCAAUCCGGUACCGGCACCGCGCCCAGAGACCAAACGGGUACACCAUCGCCGUUCUCAGCGCUAGGCCCUGUGUCCAUUCAUCCUCCGUUUGAGUUUCGGUCCACUCGCCGUCUCUGUGUUUUCUUGUGCUUGUUUGUUUUUUCGUUAUGUGACCGUGGUGGUGAUUUCCAGUCCAACCUUUCUUGCUCUAGGAAAGGGAGAAGCAAAGCCCACUGCAAACAGAGCCUAUUUUUGAGAGCAUAUAGAGAGACAGGUACAAACGUGACUCUAUUAAGAAAGCGAAUGUUCGUAGAGGGUCGCCAGAGGACUGUGGAAAAGGCCAAAUUCCAUUCCUGCGCCGGACUAUGAAUAAAGCAUAAAGCAUUUUUGCACUGAAACACAAAACCCUACUUAAGUGAAGAUGUUUGCAUUAGUCAAAGUGCUUUGUGAAGUCCAUAGGGUCUGUGGCUCGUGAUUUGUGACCCUGUUAAAAGACUGAUUUGGAAACUCACGUAGUUGACGCAUGCCUGUUUUUUCCAGGACAGACCUGUAGCUUUUAUAUAAAAAGUAAACUACAUUACCCCAAAUGUUGUGUUUCUUUGAGGAGGCUUUGUUUCUUUUUUUUGUAUAUUGCACAUUGUCAAAAAACUCUAUUUUUCAGAUCGUAUGAACUAGCAGAACAUAUAUUAUACUCAUUCCAUCUCUUUCUGAGAGACUAAAAUAAUAUCAUUCAUGAUGUAAUUACAAUAAAUUGAAAUAAAUGAAAAACCAAAACAAAUAUGUAUUUUUGCUAGUGGACAUUUAGUGAAUACUUAUGUUUGUUUUUGUGUAUGUGGUGUUGUUGUUUUUUU